Messenger RNA from Seriola dumerili (greater amberjack), 1048 nucleotides. It is a transcript of the gene hsd17b10, whose product is annotated as hydroxysteroid 17-beta dehydrogenase 10. The transcript is spliced from 6 exons. Gene Ontology annotation, biological process: fatty acid metabolic process; estrogen metabolic process; androgen metabolic process. Gene Ontology annotation, cellular component: mitochondrion. The record is from RefSeq and is a predicted model, not a curated record. NCBI's taxonomy places the organism in Eukaryota, Metazoa, Chordata, Actinopteri, Carangiformes, Carangidae. Bases 20 to 802 code for a protein of 260 amino acids. Gene Ontology annotation, molecular function: estradiol 17-beta-dehydrogenase [NAD(P)+] activity.
GCCGUCUGUCCGAACAAACAUGGCGAACAUUCGGUGUGUCAAGGGCAUGGUUGGCCUGGUGACGGGCGGUGCGUCAGGUUUGGGCCGGGCCACUGUGGAGCGUCUGGUGCAGAGCGGAGCGUCUGCUGUGAUCCUAGACCUGCCCUCCUCUGAUGGACAAGCUCUGGCGGCCAGUCUGGGAGACCGCUGUGCCUUCGCUCCUGCAGACGUUACAUCAGAGGCAGACGUGCAGUCAGCAGUGUCCCUGGCCAGAGAGAAGUUUGGGAAGCUGGACCUGGCAGUUAACUGUGCCGGCAUUGCUGUGGCUGCCAAAACCUACAACUUUAAAAAGGACCUUCCUCACAGCCUGGAGGACUUCCAACGUGUUAUCAAUGUGAAUAUUGCAGGAACCUUUAAUGUGAUCCGCCUCGCUGUGGGGGAGAUGGGGAAGAACGAGCCUGAUGCAGAUGGACACAGAGGCUGCGUCAUUAACACUGCCAGUGUGGCAGCUUUUGAUGGACAGGUCGGCCAAGCAGCUUAUUCUGCGUCUAAAGGUGGCAUCGUUGGAAUGACCCUCCCCAUCGCACGAGACCUGGCACCCAUGGGCAUCAGAGUCAUCACCAUAGCACCUGGUCUGUUCUCCACUCCUCUCCUGGCUGGGCUUCCAGAGAAGGUGCGCUCCUUUCUUGCCCGACAGGUGCCCUUCCCCUCGCGUCUGGGAGACCCCGCAGAGUUUGCCCACCUGGUGACAUCACUGGCUGAGAACCCCAUGAUUAACGGAGAGGUCAUUAGACUGGACGGAGCCAUUCGCAUGCAGCCCUGAGACAGAUGGUGUGUGUGUGUGUGUGUCUGUGUGUGUACGUGUGUACGUGUGUGGCUGCCUGGUAUGUUUAUGUCAUGUUUAACUGUCAUGGAUCACCAACACCAUUUUUUUGUGUGAGAGUGUGAAAGUUUGUAAAAAUGAGACUGUACAUCAUUCAGAGCAUUGCAGUGCUUUGUCAACUCCACUUUGGUUGUUUUGUAAACUAAUGCAGAUUAUAAUAAACCUCUGAUGGGUUUGAUUAUCUAC